Messenger RNA from Echinops telfairi (small Madagascar hedgehog), 366 nucleotides. It is a transcript of the gene RNF225, whose product is annotated as ring finger protein 225. Lineage: Eukaryota; Metazoa; Chordata; Mammalia; Afrosoricida; Tenrecidae. The record is from RefSeq and is a predicted model, not a curated record. Bases 1 to 366 code for a protein of 121 amino acids. Gene Ontology annotation, molecular function: ubiquitin protein ligase activity. The transcript has 2 exons. Gene Ontology annotation, biological process: protein ubiquitination.
AUGCCCUGCCCACGGCCACCCUGGCUCCGCCGUCCCCGGGCCCCCCAGAGCUCGGGUCCCAGCUCGCCUGGCACCCCGGGGCGGGGGGAGACCGAGGAUGAAGGCGACGAUGAGGAGGACGAAGACGCCCGCGCGGGCUCCAGCCCCAUCCUGUCCCCCGCCUCGCCCGUGGAGUGCCUCAUCUGUGUGUCGCCCUUCGACGGCAUCUUCAAGCUGCCCAAGCGCCUGGACUGUGGCCACGUCUUCUGCCUCGAGUGCCUGGCGCGCCUGUCGCUGGCCACGGUGUUCCUCAGCCCUUACCCUGCCCUCCUAGCAGUCUGCCAGCUCAAGACUGAGCUGAUCCUACCAGUGGGCAGCAGCCUGUAG